Lathyrus oleraceus (garden pea) is the source of this 820-nucleotide messenger RNA. RefSeq lists its product as uncharacterized. The record is from RefSeq and is a predicted model, not a curated record. NCBI's taxonomy places the organism in Eukaryota, Viridiplantae, Streptophyta, Magnoliopsida, Fabales, Fabaceae. Bases 79 to 558 code for a protein of 159 amino acids. The transcript has a single exon.
AAAUGUUGUAAUAAAGACUAUUGAGCAUUGAAAACUAUUCAGAAAGACAAGAGAGAGAGGUUUCGUUUCAUUUUAUCAAUGGCGUCAAAGAAGAGCUUUCUCACAAAUCAAAGUUACAUUUUCCCAAACACCCCUUUCAACAAAAAAUCCUCUGAAGAAGAGGGUAUGUUUGAGUUUGAUGAAGCUGAGUUAUAUGACUCUUGCACCCCUCCCAAGAAGGGUGGUGGUAAUAGCAUUUCCGGUUUGAAGAAAGCAUCAAGGAAGAAUCUCGAUGGUAGAGUAAGCUCAAUAGGUCCAGCUUCGUUGCCAGUGAAUAUACCUAACUGGCCAAAGAUCUUGGAGGAGAAAAAGAAGAAGAAGCAUCGAAAAUGGGAGAGUGAUGAUGAUGAAGAAGAAGAUGAAGGUGAUGAUGAACAUAGGGUACCCCCUCAUGAGUAUCUAGCUAGGACUAGAGGUGCUUCUCUUUCGGUGCAUGAAGGGAUUGGGAGGACUCUUAAAGGUAGGGAUUUGUGUAGUGUUAGGAAUGCUAUUUGGAAAAGAGUUGGUUUUGAAGAUUAAUUAAUUUAACUAAUUAUAUGUAUCCGAGUCCACAAGUUUUUUUUUGGGAAGGAGGAUUUGGUUAAGGUGAAAACUAGUUACAAGAUUAGUGUUAUCAAUUUAGUUGAUUAGCUAUUUAUGUGUGAAAAUGAGAUCUAUAUGUAAUGUAAGUUAUAUAGUAGGUAAUGAGUUCUCAUUUUGGGGGCCUUACAUUUUUGAAGGGCUGUACUCAUAUAUGCUUGUAAUGAAUGAUUGAACCCUUUGAAUUUACUAUUUUCUAUCA